CGUCGUCACCGCCGUCGUCGUGGCCGUCGUCGUCAUCAUCUUCUUCUCCUUCUUCUUCCUGGAAAACCCUAGGGAGCGUCCCCGAUCAUGCUCCGACGAUGAACCACCGGUGCCCCGUCAGGGCACUCUCUCGCGCCCUAUCGCGAGCCCUGACUACUGCAACGACGGCGGCGGCGUCGCAAGCACCGACGCCCUCGACUUUCCCGCUCAAGAACGUGACCAGGUCCAACUUCGAGCCCGCGCUCGAGUCCCUGAGGGACCAUGUCAGGGCGGCGGACUUCGUGGCGGUCGACCUCGAGAUGACCGGGGUCACGAGCGCCCCGUGGCGGGAGUCGUUCGAGUUCGACCGCUACGACGUCAGGUACCUGAAGGUCAAGGAUUCGGCCGAGAAGUUCGCCGUCGUCCAGUUCGGCGUGUGUCCCUUCCGCUGGGAUCCGCAGGAGCUCUGCUUUGUCGCUUACCCGCACAAUUUCUAUAUUUUCCCUCGGCAAGAGUUGUCAUUUGAUGACCCAGCAGCUUAUGAAUUCCACUGCCAGACUGCCUCAGUCGACUUCUUGGCGAAAUACCAGUUCGAUUUCAACAUGUGCAUACGGGAAGGAAUAUCUUAUUUAUCCAGAGAACAAGAAAAUGAGCUGCUGAGACAUCUGGAGGAGUCAUCAUGUUCCCGGCUUAAACAUAAGGAAUUCAGAGAUGUACCUUUGAUCAGCAUGGCAGAUGUUCUCUUCAGUGAGAGAAUAAAGAACCGAAUGAAGAAAUGGCGUGAUGAGUUGUUACAUGACAGAAAUUGUGAAAUACAGUUCAGUGAGAGCUCAAAUGACUCAAAACAGCAAAUUCAAACCAUUUUCUAUAGAGCGCGCCCUGCUCUUGCCCUUAGUGGGUUCACCGCGCAUCAGCUCAGGUUGAUUCAGCAGGUUACAAGAAAUCACUUUGAAGAUAUUGUAUAUGUUUGUGCGAAUGUUCAAAACUCUUGUCUCCAACUGUUGCUUGUGUAUAGCGACUGCAACACCGAUAAGGACCUUCUAAUGAAAGAGGUGGACGAUGAGAACUGCAGAGGAGAAGAGUUAAAGAUUCGUUCGGCAGUUGGAUUUCGUCAUGUUAUUGACCUUUUAUCUUCCGAGCAGAAAUUGAUUGUUGGUCAUAAUUGCUUUCUUGAUGUUGCCCAUAUAUAUAGGAAAUUCUUUGGUCAGCUUCCCUUCGCUGCAGAAGAGUUUGUCUCUUCUGCUAACAAGCACCUCCCAUAUAUCAUUGACACCAAAGUUCUUUUGAAUUCAAGUGACAUACUUAAGUACUGGAUGAGGAAGUCUAAAACAUCUCUGUCCUCAUCAUUUGUCAGAUUGUGCCCUCAAAUUGCUCUAGGUUACAUGAGUACCGAUUUGGCUUCAAAAACUUGCGUGAGAGUGGAGGUUCAAGUAGAUGAUGUGAGGGCCUCCAGCUGGGAUGCCGGGGCCAAGCAUGAGGCAGGGUAUGAUGCUUUCAUGACUGGUUGUGUCUUUGCACAGGCAUGCUCUCAUCUCGGCAUUAAGUUCCAUCCUCGUUCUUCUUCCGAAAUUUUGGCACGUGAUGAAACGCUUGAGAAAUAUGUCAAUCGUCUGUUUCUCAGUUGGAACAAUCAAGACAUUAUUAACUUAAGCACCGGCAGUGUGACUGAGAAUUCUGUUGGAUCAACUUACUGCAAGAACCGAUACUCGAGAAUUUUGUUUGAGAACAUUAUCUUGAUUUGGGGAUUCCCACCCAAACUCAAGGCAAGGGAGAUAAAGGAAUGCAUCUCCAAAGUUUUUGGCCCAACCUCUGUUACUUCUGUCUACUCUUUGGAUAAAACUACAGUUUUCGUUCAAUUCAAGGAGCCAGAGUCGGUCUCUGAUUUUCUGGGCUUGAAAGAAACUUUAGAGAGAAAUGAUGAUGCAAUCUCCAUUCUGAAUCCUUUAUGGAGACUGUUGGAGGGAGGAAACACUUGUGCGGCUGAUUAUGAGACGUACAAAGAAAUUUGCAGCUCCCCUGUAUCUAAGGUCUAUUUUUCAGAUCAGGCGAGGGCAGUUGGGAUUAAAUGGAAGACCAAAUUGCUCAAUUCUGAAGUGCCGGGGGAGGAAGGGAUCCAAAAACAAGGUGAUACAAAUUUGAGCCUAGAAAGUGCAGCAGGGGAUUAUGUUUUGGAUAAAACCAACGUGAAGAGCAAAAAGAGCGCAUCAGACGAUAUGAACCGUCGGAGUUUCUCAUGUGGGGAGAUCCUUGAUUCUCUUUGCGCCCACGAAGUCGAGCGGGUUAGGACUUACUAAUUCCUGAUCAAGCAGAGGGUCUAAGUUUCAAUUCAUUCCCGCUUCAACUCGAAAUUUGCUUUUCCAUACUGAUUAUCUUGUUGUAACACUGAUCUGAGCGCCCUUCCGUUCAUGGUCAAGGGCAUUAGUUCUUCUGUUUCGGUAA
Molecule: messenger RNA, 2418 nt
Organism: Syzygium oleosum
Lineage: Eukaryota; Viridiplantae; Streptophyta; Magnoliopsida; Myrtales; Myrtaceae
Product: poly(A)-specific ribonuclease PARN
Exons: 7
Coding region: 99-2273 (724 amino acids)
Cellular component (GO): cytoplasm
Molecular function (GO): 3'-5'-RNA exonuclease activity; RNA binding
Source: RefSeq, a predicted model, not a curated record